Messenger RNA from Ziziphus jujuba (common jujube), 1549 nucleotides. RefSeq names its product thaumatin-like protein 1b. NCBI's taxonomy places the organism in Eukaryota, Viridiplantae, Streptophyta, Magnoliopsida, Rosales, Rhamnaceae. Bases 171 to 1106 code for a protein of 311 amino acids. Gene Ontology annotation, biological process: defense response. Gene Ontology annotation, cellular component: extracellular region. The record is from RefSeq and is a predicted model, not a curated record. The transcript has 3 exons.
AAAAGCAGAGGAAAAAAGAAAAAAAGUAAAAAAAUGAAAAUCUAAAAUAGGAAGUACAAUGCGCUUCUUUGAGGAUUUCUCAAGAAAAGUAAAGUUCUUUCUGCUUCCGAUCCUUUCUUCUUCCUCUUUGUGGAUCGUUUUGUUUUCCAUUAUUUUCUUUCUGUUAUGCUAUGGAUCGCCUCCUUGUCUCUGUUUCAAUUCUCAUACUUCUCAACCUCUUUUUCUUCUCAGAAGAAGUUGACUCAGCGUCGUUCAAGUUAGUAAACAGGUGUCGGAGCACCAUAUGGCCGGGUUUCCUCUCCGGAGCUCAGACGGCGCAGCUCCCAAACUCUGGCUUCGUUCUCUAUAGCGGCAAGUCAAAGACCAUUCACAUACCCAAAAAUUGGUCGGGUCGGAUAUGGGCUCGGACCCACUGCUCCAUAGACGCCCAGGGAAAAUUCUCUUGUCUGACCGCUGACUGCGGUUCGGGUAAGAUAGAGUGUGCCGGAGGUGGAGCCAAGCCGCCUGCCACGCUGGCCGAGUUCACGUUAAAUGGCGCCGAUGGCUUGGAUUUCUAUGACGUAAGCUUGGUGGACGGGUACAACCUUCCGAUGCUUAUAGUCCCAAAAGGAGGUACAAGAGGGGGAUGCGGGGCAACGGGUUGUUUGGUGGACCUGAACGGUGCGUGUCCGGCGGAGCUGAAGGUGGCGCGUGAGCACGGGCGGGGGAGUGUGGCGUGCAGGAGCGCGUGCGAGGCAUUCGGCCAACCGCAGUUUUGCUGCAGUGGGGCGUACGCUACGCCGGACACGUGUGCACCGUCGGUAUACUCUCUGUAUUUUAAACACGCUUGCCCACGUUCGUAUAGCUACGCGUACGAUGACAAGACCAGCACUUACACGUGCGCCUCCGCCGACUAUUUGAUUAUAUUUUGCCCUUUGCCUUAUACCAGCCAAAAAGUGUUGGGAGCAAGAAAAGAUGGGAUAGGGCUACCCCUGGUGAACAAGACCAUGAUGUAUUUAAGAAGCCAACAUUCAAGCCGUUCUUCAUCUUCAGGUCUGGCUCAACCGCAAUUUAUUGCUGUCUCUAGUCUAGCAUCAUUUUUGCUGGCCUACAAACUUUAUGACUAACAUUUGGCCUGGACACUUCCAGGAAGAUAAUAUUACAGUUCAAGCUCAAGAGUUGGUGCCAUCUACAUCUUUGGUACUUACUGUCUGCUUCUCCCCAACUCCUUUGCCUUUGGUUUUCAGUGAAAGGGUUUGUUUGAUAACACGAUGGCAUCAGCUGGUGGCUUCAGGAUUGCCACAAUUAAUCUUGUACAUAAUUUCCUGUCGGUUUCUUCUUUUAGUUCAUAUACAUAGAAGUCCCAAAUUCAAAAUCUUGUGAUUUCUGCCACAAAAGAUUUGUAAUUAUGUGAAGGAAAACUCUGAAAUACACAUAUUGAGAAACUAAAAAGCUUUAUAUGGUGAAAUCCUUCAGGCAAAAUUUUCAUAUUUUUCCAGGAGGAUUGAAUAUAUUGUGCAUACGUUAUUUAGAAAUAUAAGAGUUCUUUUAUAAUAUUCUAUUUUUUCAA